UGGUAGUGGUAGUGGUAGUGAUUUAUUGGUACAAGAAAAAGAAAAUAUUACAAAUUAUCAAAAGGAUGAUCAUACAUUUAAUAUGUUGAGUCUAACAUAUGAAAUAUUUACAAAAUUUACUACAGAUAUCCGUAACUGA
Messenger RNA from Funneliformis caledonium, 139 nucleotides. The record is from the annotation of a GenBank genome assembly. Lineage: Eukaryota; Fungi; Glomeromycota; Glomeromycetes; Glomerales; Glomeraceae.